UGCACUUGGAAACAAGUGAAGUGACUUUCCCGACUUUACGUAACACAUGGUCACUGAUUCCCGCGGAUGUAUUGUGCCGAGAAACACUAGGCGCACCUGUUGAGGAACCGAGAAGUAAAUCGUGGGAAGGUGCUCCAUCGUCGGUUUCGGUCGGUGAAAUUGGCGGCCAAGUGGAGCUUCCUUGUGUCGCUCUUGAAACACCGGAGGAAGCACCACUGCGAGCUGAGUGGCAUCGGCAGGGAGACUCUCUUACCGAGCCUCUGUACGCGGUGCGCUUCCCGGGACGUCUGGGAAACCUGAUGCAAGGGCGCCACCAAGUGCGUUCUGACUGGGCGCACCGGGCGUACUUCUCACUGCUCGGAGUCCCCGCUGCCCUGAAGGUGAAACAGCUGUCCUACCGCGACUCUGGCACGUAUGUGUGUUCUGUGACACACCAACAUGGAGUCACCACGUCCGUUGUCCAUCUUGCUGUUCUCGGUCCAUUGGAACCUCCUGUGAUCAGGAAUGAGGCUGGAGAACCCCUUAAAGACGUCGCUGGGCCUUACAACGAGGGUGACACAGCGACGCUGCAUUGCGAGGUCAAAGCAUCGUCAUCUCACCUGCCUGACAUGAAGUGGGUGCUGUCAGGAAUGGAAGGAGCUGAGGAAGGUGCUCCCCUCUCCGGCAGUGCUGUGAGCACCAUGUCUACGUCUUUAAGCACAGCUGCUGGUGAAGGUGAAGCACCGCAGGUCCUGGUUCGCAGCCGUGUUCAUUUGGGUCCCCUGACCCGAUCUCACCUGGGCGCUAUUCUCAGCUGCCGCGUGCACAACCACGUGUCCGCACCGGCACACACCUCCGUGGUCCUCGACUUAAACUUAUCCCCACUAAGUGCACGCAUCCUUCGCACUGCGGGAGGUUCGCUUACAGCUGGGCUGCCAGUGGAAAUGGUGUGCGAGUCUUGGGGAUCCCGACCUCCAGCCGCAAUUGAGUGGUGGCUAGGUACAUCUCGGCUGCCGCAGACGUUUGGACAUGCCUCGGCCGAUGGAAAUGUUUCUACUUCCGUGGUCACCUUCACACCAUCGCACCGAGACCACGGUGGGAGCCUUGGAUGCAUCGCACGAAACCCCGUUUUGCCGCAAGAUUCGCCUGCUCCGGAAGACCGUUGGACUAUGAACGUUUACUACAAACCCAAGGUGCAUCUUCAAAUAGGCAGUCCAUUUCGAGGCGGCAACGUUCAAGAGGGCACCGACGUCUACUUCGAAUGUAUGGCGGACUCUAAUCCACCAGCAUCUGAGAUUCAGUGGUUCAAAGACGGUUCAAUUGAUCUGGCGUCAGUUCCACCUGGUCCCAACGGUACCGACGUGGUAGUGGUUUCUGGUCGCUUUCUCGCUCUCCAGAAACUUACGAGGUCCCUUUCGGGACAUUACGCCUGCUCUGCAACCAACUCUGAAGGCACAGCUACCAGCAAAUCUGUUGCCUUCAAAGUUCAACAUCCACCAGCGUGUGCCCACGGUGGUCCAGUCGUGUACUCGGCAUCUAGGCACGAACCUGUUCGGGUUACAUGUGAAGUGAUUGCGGAGCCUCGCAAUGUGUCGUUUCGAUGGGUCUUCUCCAGUAAUAACCGAAACCGAGAUCUUGUCGACUUCGAAGUUAUUGAUCCACACAAGAGUAUCCACCAAACGGGACAUGAUCACGGGCAUCGCAGUCAAAGUGCAAUGUUAACAGUCGCUUCAGUGCUCGAGUACACGCCGCAGUUCCAGAGUGACUUCGGAACCUUGCUUUGCUCAGCGCAGAACGUAGUCGGAGUGCAAAAGGAACCAUGUACGUUCCACGUGGUCCAAGCAGGUCCUCCAGAGUCCCUAGAAAACUGCAGCGUCAGCAACCUGACGGAAAAGGGUUUCUCAGUGGAAUGUCGAAGUGAGAGCGGGCUUCGAGUCGCCACUGGCUCCAUGACAGCAGUUCCUCGACCAGCAAAAGGGCACGGAGCUGUGGUUUAUGUUCUCGAGCUGUACGGCCCGCCUGAUGUCGCCGACGUGCAGCAUGGAAUAAGCACACCUCAGCAACAGGUGCUUCUGCGCAACUUGAGUGGCGAAGAGCCCUGGUUCCGCAUUUGGACUCUAUCGCCGGGCACCGAAUAUGAGGUUCGGGUCUACGCAACUAACAAUAAAGGCCGAAGCCGGCCUGUUGUGCUCUCUGCCUGCACGCUGCCUCCAGCCGAAGCCCUUCUAGACAAAGUUCCUCCGUGGACGCUGGGCUUCUCCAUCCUGCACUGGACGCUGAUAUGUGUCUUAAUCCUAGUCAUUACCUUGGCGGUGCUGCUUCUCAUCUAUUUGCGGAAAAGGCUGCGCAGCGGUGUGUCUAAGAGCAAUAACACGAGUAAAACCAAGUCGCCGCAAGUUGAGGAAGAACCGUGGAGCUUGCAGAUGACUCAGAUGAGUUCUGUGAGUCGCAGCAACAGCAACAUCAUUACUACGAAGGAUGAAGUCACGUCGCUCGACAAAAGAAAAAAUACGGUGGAUAUAUGAUGACUCUGACGGUCUGCUGGAGGUCGCCAAAGUGAUUUGACGGCCAUUUAGGAUUGCCCAGGUACGAGCUGCGAGACAACUACUUAAGAUACAUCGCGUAUCCCUGACAAUUUCAUCCUUCCCAUCCCUGACAGUCGACAGAACAGUGACAUCAAUUGCGAGACAUUUAUUGCUCCUUCAGCACCGAACUUGGUGACGAACACACGUUGCCGUCGCUCAAGUGUUAGUGCAGUUUUCGAGCCGACACGACACACGAGUCUGAUGACGACCUCUGCUUCGUGCUCCGGUUUCAAAACACCGAGGUUUCGGUGAUCCGUCACAGUUAACUGGAAUUCCACUCGGAGUGAAUCGUUAGUGUGUCGACCGUGUUUCCCCUGUGUUGGACGCCCUGUUGAACCAAACCGCAGCGCUUGUUGUGUCAUCUGUUUAGGUCAAACACCUCCAUCAACGUACCGCCGUAACAGUAGAGCGCGUAACAUAUCUCUUCAGCCUGACAAGGUUGUACUCAAGUAGCAGUUAGGGACUCAACGGACUAUUUGCCAAUGGCAAAAUCUCGGAAUCAAAAGUGCCUUAUCUUUUUCAUGGAACAGUUUUUUGAAA
Molecule: messenger RNA, 3104 nt
Organism: Ornithodoros turicata
Lineage: Eukaryota; Metazoa; Arthropoda; Arachnida; Ixodida; Argasidae
Product: hemicentin-2-like
Exons: 16
Coding region: 300-2504 (734 amino acids)
Molecular function (GO): protein binding
Source: RefSeq, a predicted model, not a curated record